CCCCCUACAGGAAACGUGCCGAAUGUCACUGUACAUAUAGCGCUGUCACUUGGCUACUCCCGGAGUCCUGGCACUAGAGGUGACAGUCAUGGCCCUGCAGGUUGUGUUGAGGGCCGGCCGGGCUGUGCGGGCGAGGCUCCCGCUGUCCUCCGUGUGCCAUGGUGCCCGGGCAGUGCACGGCGCCGCUCUGCGCUCCACUGGGCGCCGGUCCCUGCUGGUGGCGGCGGGGGCCGCGGUGACUGCCGGGCUGGUGGCGGGAUACGGUCACCUGCAGCGGGCGGACAUGGCCUCGGUGGAUCACGGGGAGGAUUUGGACAAGCGCGUGGCGGCGUUCAUGGCUCCUCCGGUCACCGAGCUGGAGAAGCUGCGGCGGAGCGGCGGGGACAUGAAGACCCGGAUGGAGCUGCUAAUCAUGGAGACACAGGCGGAGGUGUGCCGGGCGCUGGCGGAGGCGGACGGGGGAGCCGGCUUCACUGUGGACCGCUGGCAGAGGACGGAGGGUGGCGGAGGAGUCAGCUGUGUCCUCCAGGAUGGCAAUGUCUUUGAGAAAGCCGGAGUCAAUGUGUCGGUGGUCUACGGCUACCUGUCAGAGGAGUCCAUUCAGCAGAUGAGAAGCCGCGGGAAGGAUCUGAAAACUAAAGACGGAAAGCUGCCCUUCUGUGCGAUGGGAGUGAGUUCUGUCGUCCAUCCUAAGAAUCCGCAUGUUCCCACCAUUCACUUUAACUACAGAUACUUUGAAAUUGAGGAGGCAGACGGUAACAAGCAGUGGUGGUUUGGCGGUGGGACAGAUUUGACUCCGACCUACCUGAACCUGGAGGAUGUGGUGCAUUUCCAUCAGACUUUGAAGGAGGCGUGUGAUCAACAUAACCCGGGCUUCUACCCAAAGUUCAAGAAGUGGUGUGAUGACUACUUCUUCAUCAAGCACCGCGGCGAACGCAGAGGAGUCGGUGGCAUCUUCUUUGAUGACCUGGACUCCCUAUCAAAAGAUGAACUGUUCCAAUUUGUGAAGAGCUGCACCAAGGCCGUAGUGCCAUGUUAUGUCCCCAUUGUGAACCAGCACAAGAAUGACUCCUUCAGCCCAGAAGAGAAAAUGUGGCAGCAGCUGAGAAGAGGACGAUACGUGGAAUUCAAUCUAGUUUAUGACAGAGGAACCAAAUUUGGGCUUGCAACCCCGGGCUCUAGGAUUGAGAGCAUUCUUAUGUCCCUGCCACUGACUGCCAGAUGGGAGUAUAUGCAUGUACCUCCUCCAGAGUCUCGGGAGGCUGAGAUUCUCAAAGUUCUGCGGGAACCCAAAGACUGGGUUCAUUAAUGAGCUCAGGGACUUUUCACAGUGCCCUCGUUGGAAGGAAGCAUUUGGAGAGUGAAUGUUUUUUUUUUUUUUAUGGGAAGAAAUCCAUGUUCUUUCCCGUUCCACAUGUGCCUUACCUGUUAUUGUGUUUCCCUCUUGGACUUGAGUUUGUCCUUGAUUAAUCUACGUGCCCUGCUCUGGACUUCUCUUACUCCCCCGAUACUCCUUCUGCAGCGACCACUUUGAUAUAACUUUGUCAAAUCUUAUUUGUUUCUGGACCUGAUCAUUCUAUUACUUUGUACACGAAUCCGUAGUUUCCAACCAGCUGCUUUGAACAUACCAUUCUUAGCAUGCUCCGACAGCCAAAGGAAGUCCGUGCCACAACGGCUGGAGAGUUGCUGGUUGGUUGGUGACCACUUCGCUGAAUGCAGAAGACAGUAAUAAUGGCUCUGGACAUUAGAAGAAGCAGCUGCAUAAUAAAAUUACAAAGGAACGUACUAUGCAUCUCCAUAGAAAUUGCUAUAUCCGAGGUAUACAGGUGGAGCAGGUUAUAUUGCAGUAAACGGUACAAUGUACAAUGAGCUGAUACCACUAAGGAAAGUUGGGUCUUUAAUGGAUGAUUCAAUUCCACUUUGUAUGAACUUGUCAUAUAUAUUUUACAUCCUCUUUAUUUUUAUUUUUUUACAAUGGGGGGGAAAAAAUAAAUAAAAUGUAAUGGCCAACAUCCCGCAUUUAGGCCUCAUUCACACAGUGCAGAUCUUGAUGUGUCAAGACCAGUACCGGGCUUUAAGGUGAUAUUUGGAUAUAUUGCCUUAUUUCCAUUUCUGUACUGACUAGGAAUCCUGGGCAGGACAGCUGCUGUUGCUGUACAGCCUGCCUAGUGAUAAAAUAUUGAAAAUGGCAGCAACCAUGCACAUUUGCAGUAAGCAAAAAAAAAAAUAUAAUACUCUAGAUAUUUAAUGAAAAAGAUGACACCUAGAAGCCUGCUUUUAAAGGUAUGUCUUGUCAAGACAACCCCAGUCCAUAUGCUUUUUUUUAUUUAUUUUUUAGAGUUUGAUAUAUGGAUGUUGUGGCCUUGACGAGUCCAUGUUUUACUUCGAUGACCAUUCAUCUGAAAGGCCAGUGUGUCAUACUGCAUUUUCCUUGCAAUGCUGCGGGCUGACUCUCCCAUCAGAAUCCACUGUCUGAGCCAGACUUGCGGAAAAGGGGUUGAUUAUGAGGAGAAAAUCCCUUUAAGUUACUGGUAAGCAACUAAGACAACCCCUGUCCAUAUGCUCAAAGGGCAUAUGGAUAUCAUAGGAAUCCCCUGCUUGGGCGUCCCUCUCUACAAGCUAAAGCUCUGUAGGAAUGGCUCCCUUCUGGCGGACUUGGACAUUCCUUCUGUUGCAAGGAUAGCCAUUUCUCUAAAUGGCUACCAUGGAAUACUACAUUUCCAGGUGGAAUGGCUGGCUGACCAUGUCCGUCCGUCCCCCAUAACCACUAAAUACGUUACUUGGAUGUUGUGUGCCAGUGACUGCAACAAACACUGCUCCAUGUGUAUGCAUGUAUUUUCCUCUAUGAACUCAUGGUUUGUAUUUUAAAUGUGUGAAAUUCCAAUUGGGAUGCCUUUCAAUAUCCACGUGCAUUUUCCUGGUGGUUAUAUACUUUCAGUGCCCUCUGCAUACAGGAUGCACUGUAAUUAUGUACUAAAAGGGAUCUAAGCGGUGACCACCUCAGCAGAGUCCUUAUGUUUCCCGACUUGUGCCUCUAUCUGCUGCGUGUAUUGUCUUCCUGGGUUUUGUACGGCUGAAAAUGGUGCAUUCCCUGCUGUAAAAAAAAUAAAAUAGUCAGCCGCUCAGCACCAGGGGAAUGUGAUGGAUGUACACAUGAGAAGGUGACUGUAAACUGGAUUUGAUAUUUUAGCUGUGAUUGUGCACUGAUACAUUUCAAACUGUGAAGAUACAAAUCAGAUUUUAUACUUUUGUAUUUAUUUUGAUCAGGCGAGUACAACAGGUAACAUUGUUAUAAUCAUUAAAUAUUUUAGGACAAAUCAA
Bufo gargarizans (Asiatic toad) is the source of this 3321-nucleotide messenger RNA. RefSeq names its product coproporphyrinogen oxidase (gene CPOX). The record is from RefSeq and is a predicted model, not a curated record. The transcript is spliced from 7 exons. Gene Ontology annotation, cellular component: cytoplasm; mitochondrial intermembrane space. Bases 89 to 1309 code for a protein of 406 amino acids. Gene Ontology annotation, molecular function: coproporphyrinogen oxidase activity. Lineage: Eukaryota; Metazoa; Chordata; Amphibia; Anura; Bufonidae.